CUUUCAGUAAUGUCCUCUCCCCCGACGGACACAACGCCCCUCCUUGAGAAUGGAAAUGAUUAUCACGAACUCAGGUCCUUCACUCAUCGUGUGGUUGACGUGCUGAAGGCCGAGGGCGAACCAUCUUGGCUUGCGUCCUACCGAUACUUCAUAUUCGGUUCUUGGGUGAAUGUGCUUUUGCUAUUCAUACCACUCAGCUUUGUUGCCGAGUUCUUGAACUGGGAUGCGGCUCUCCGAUUUUCUUUCAGCUUUUUGGCGAUUAUGCCUUUGGCUGCGCUGCUGGGAACAGCCACAGACCAGAUGUCCAUGAAGCUCGGUCAAACCCUCGCUGGUUUAUUGAAUGCGUCGUUUGGCAAUGCCGUUGAGAUCAUUGUCGGCGUUGCCGCCCUUCUUCAAGAUGAAUUGCGCAUUGUACAGACAUCGAUGCUCGGUUCCAUAUUGUCAAACUUGUUGCUGGUGCUGGGUUGUUCGUUCUUCGCUGGCGGUUUAUUGUACCAGCAGAGCGAAUUUGACCAAACUGCGGCCCAGGCUUCUAGCUCGUUGAUGACACUGGCGUGCAUCACUUUGGUUAUACCCGCUGCAUACCAUAGUUCCCAGACGGUCCACAACCCUGGAGACGCAGUAAACGGGGUUGUAAGCGAUGUGACAGAAUCCGAGGCCGGCUUGCGGUUCAUCUCCCGUGGUACUGCGCUGCUUCUUCUUGUUGUAUAUGUUGGUUACCUCAUAUUCCAAUUGAAGACACACGCAAACUUGUUCGAGAGCGAACAGCAGCAAGACGAAGAGCCUCCUGAAAUGAACAUCGCAGCAGCAGCUACUGGCUUACUCGGAGCAACUGUGGUGACGUCAUUUUGCGCAGACAAUUUGGUGGGAUCCAUUGAGGAGACUGCGGACCGCUAUCACAUCCCAAAACAAUUCAUUGGGGUUAUACUCCUUCCUAUUGUAGCGAAUGCAGCGGAGCACGUCACCUCCGUCUGGAUGGCUCGUAAGAACAAGAUGCCGCUCACUAUCAGUAUCUGCGUGGGCAGUGCAAUUCAAUUGGCGACCUUCGUUGUCCCUCUUCUGGUUGUUGUUGGGUGGAUCACUCACCAUGACUUGACUCUGAACUUCUCAAACUUCGAGACAAUCGUUUUGUUCGUGUCUGUCCUACUGGUUCAAUUCCUCGUCCAGGACGGGAAAUCAAACUACAUGGAAGGAAUGAUGCUAAUAGCACUAUAUCUGGUCAUUGCGAUUGCCUGUAAGCCUCGUCUUCCAUUUCAUGCGUGUAGCUGCUCAUCAGGUCUUUACAGUUUGGGUGUCGAAGUGAUCCCUGCACACUCGAAAUCCCACCCCCGCAUCAUGUCUCGUACCAAAAAUGCGUCUCAUUCGCGGUUCCCCUGUUAUUCGUAUCUUACCUACUUUGUAUGGCCACGUGUAGUAUUGGAUUUGCAGACAUGGGAAGUCGACGAGCUUCGGACGCUGACGGCGAUGCCGCCUGACUUGCCAUGUCAUGCUUACUCGGAUUGUUACUACCAUUCUCGCCUGUUAUCAUCGCAGACAUGUCUGCAGCAAACAAGUGUUGUUGACUCAGGUCGCGGACUUGUCUUUGGACCUCAAGGCCUCAUGUAUGAGCCAUCAUAA
This is a messenger RNA of Postia placenta MAD-698-R-SB12, 1617 nucleotides long. RefSeq lists its product as hypothetical. The record is from RefSeq and is a predicted model, not a curated record. Lineage: Eukaryota; Fungi; Basidiomycota; Agaricomycetes; Polyporales; Adustoporiaceae. Gene Ontology annotation, molecular function: calcium:proton antiporter activity. Gene Ontology annotation, cellular component: fungal-type vacuole membrane. Bases 10 to 1617 code for a protein of 535 amino acids. Gene Ontology annotation, biological process: calcium ion transmembrane transport; intracellular calcium ion homeostasis. The transcript is spliced from 17 exons.